Maudiozyma barnettii is the source of this 552-nucleotide messenger RNA. RefSeq names its product Atg33p (gene ATG33). Bases 1 to 552 code for a protein of 183 amino acids. The record is from RefSeq and is a predicted model, not a curated record. Lineage: Eukaryota; Fungi; Ascomycota; Saccharomycetes; Saccharomycetales; Saccharomycetaceae. Gene Ontology annotation, biological process: autophagy of mitochondrion. Gene Ontology annotation, cellular component: mitochondrion. The transcript has a single exon.
AUGUCUGUCUGUUUAGCUGUCACUAAAGGUGUUGCUGUGACUUCACUAGGCUUAUAUGCCGGUAUUCUAACUUGUGGUACAGUAUUAUGCUAUUCGUCUCCUGUCCAUGCCAUUUUAUCUUCAUUAGAUAUCGUAUCCCAGACUCAUUUGAAAGCUAUUAUUAAUAAUGUCGCUACUACAUCCGGUGUCUUAGGUUUUAUCAGCUCGGCAAGUUUUGCUGUAUCAUACUUUGGGUUACCAAAAAUUUGGAAACAUCCUUAUUUAAUCUACGGUAUGAUCGUGCCACCGCUGGUCUCAACGUAUCUAUGCAUAUAUAGAGCAAGCUGGACUCAUCGAACCCUGCUAUCAGAUGAGGAGAACGAUUCAACAUCCAUUAAGAUGGAGGAUUUGGAUAACUCAACCGUAGAUCUGGGUAAGACAAGCACCGAAAAUUUGAAGUAUAUCAAGUCGGUAUGCAAAAAGAUCGGUAUUCAUUUGUCUGUCGCAUCCGUAGUUAGCACUCUAGGUUUAUUACAAUCUGUCAUAGGCAUAUACGGUGAAGGACAGUUUUAA